Molecule: messenger RNA, 1926 nt
Organism: Brugia pahangi
Lineage: Eukaryota; Metazoa; Nematoda; Chromadorea; Rhabditida; Onchocercidae
Source: the annotation of a GenBank genome assembly
AUGAAUAUUAUUGCUUACAGUGUUUUUCUUAAAAUGGUACCUAUUGAUAAUAACUUACCUGCAUCACGUGUGCAAAAUUUUCGAGCUCGUUAUGAUCAUCCAACGGAUGCAAUUUACAUUCAAUGGUCAUAUCCAGAUGAAAGACAAAAUGAUAUUCAACCACAUUUUUUGGUUCGUUAUCGAAUUACCAAUCGUCCUGAUGGUUCAGCUGAAUUUGAUUGGAAAUAUUCAUUAGUUGGCAAAGAAUUAGAAGCAAGAUUGGAUUUAGAUGAAGUACGAAAUGGUGAUGAACUUCAAGCACAGGUUCGUGCUGAGCGUUCUGAUGGGACAAUUUUAGAAGAUUGGUCACAAUCAUUGCUAAUUUCAAUUUCUAAACGUGUUCUCAUUGAUGGUAUACCGGCAGCAGAUGAUGAUUUAUUACCACCACUUGAUUUUCAAGCUCAUAUAUUAAGUACAUCAAUGGUACGCUUAGAAUGGAUUUCACCUUUUAAAAUUUUAUCAAAUGCUCCACUGAAUCAUUAUUAUAUUGUAAAUGUAAAACAGUUAACAUCAUCAGAUAAUGCACCAUUACUUCGACAACAGGUCAAAGUUCAUGCGAAUAGUUUUACAUUGGAUAAUUUAAAACCUGGUCAACGAUAUGAAUUAACAAUACGAACUGCUUCAAGUUCAGAACGUGUUUCCAGUGUUGCAGCAAUUGUUGAAAUUACAAUGCCAAGUGAAGAUGAAUAUUUCGAGGUGGGUAAUCUUAUCAUUAGUUCAUAUUUCAAAUCAACUGAUCAAGGUAUUGUUAAUUUGACCUGGGAUGUACCAACACACAAACAAAAUCAAAUUAAAGCAUACAAUGUGCAAUAUUCGGAGGUUGGUACAGAAGAAUGGCAUCAAUUACAAUUCAAUAAUUCAAAUCCAUCAGCGAGUUUAACAAACUUAAAAAGUGAUACGGAAUAUUUGUUAAAAAUUCAAACACAUCUUGUUAAUAAUCUAACAACUGAAAGUGGACAGUUUAGAUUUCGAACACCAAUUGUUGUAAGAAAUCCAAUUAAAAAAGUUGAUGUAAUUUAUACGCAUGAAAUUGAUGGUGUACGAUUACAAUGGACAUUAGAAAAUUUUUUGCCUGCAAAUGUUAUUGAUGGUUAUGAUGUUUAUCUGUCCGAUAAUCCGGAUCUUCCGGAUGCUGAAUGGUUAUACUAUCCGGUAAGUGCAACAUCUCAACAGCAAUCAAAUGAUUUCGUUGCAAGUGGUGCUAAUUCACUUACGUUACGUGAUUUACAAUCUGGUCACGCAUAUUAUGUACGAAUAAAUGUUCGUAAGAAGGAUGGUGAAAUAAUACGAGCAUCAAGUAUUUAUCGUUUUAAAACAAUGGAGCGUACUGAAUUUCGUGAACAUCGACAAGGAAAUGCAUUAUCAUAUCGUUUGUUAUCACCUGGACGAGUUCAAAUUGCAUGGACAUAUCCUAGUUUUAUUUUACCUUAUGUGACAGGUUCUUCAAUUAUGUAUGCAGAAAGUAAUGAUUUACCAAUAAAUCAAUGGAAACGUAUUAUCUUAGCUGAUCCACGACAGAAUUCUAUUGUGCUUGAACAAUUGAAGCCAAAUUCACGCUAUUUUAUUCGUAUUUUACCUCAAAUUAACAACACUUUUCAUGAUAGCAAUAUUAUUGAUACAUUUGAAAUUAGAACUGGAAUUGAAAAUCAUAUGCAAUUCUCUAAUCCCAAUGACAUUCAAUCAUCAAUAUUACAACAACAUGAAAAACACCAAAAUGAAAAUAUGAUGACAAAAUUGGAAAAUGAAAAAUUAAUAUUGAAUGCAUGUAAUCCAGAUUCUAUUAAGAAUGAAUGUUUAUGGAAUGAGCGUUGUAUACCAAUACUUGAAGGUCAUUUUCGUGGUUUAUGUAUUCCAGCAUCAUUACGUCAUGCAAUUAUCAAUAAUUAA